Messenger RNA from Camelina sativa (false flax), 667 nucleotides. RefSeq lists its product as uncharacterized. NCBI's taxonomy places the organism in Eukaryota, Viridiplantae, Streptophyta, Magnoliopsida, Brassicales, Brassicaceae. Gene Ontology annotation, biological process: proteasome assembly. The record is from RefSeq and is a predicted model, not a curated record.
UUUUACUCUCUGUCUCGGACUACAUAGACGAUGGAGACUGAAUACGACCAAGUUCUUCGCUCCGUUGCUCAGGUGAAUAUCGCCGACCAGACCGGAGAUUCCGGCGAUGUUAGCUGUGAAGGAGACGGUGUAAAAGUCUUGUGCUUCACUGAAGUUUUCGAUGAUGUCACUAUCCAGUUCCAGAUCAUCCGUCUCGCGAAACAGAUUUAUGUAUGGCUUGGUUGUAACUCCGCCAAAUUUGGGAAUUUGUACGCAGCCGCUUCAACACGACCGAGCAAUACCGUGAGUGUUACUUCAGUACUUGGUGGAUCAUCUGAUAACACUGGAUCUGGCAUUGCGCGUAGAUUAGUGUUGAAGACUGGACUCAAUAUAAUACUGGCUUGCAACAUCCCUAAGAACAAUCCCUUGCUCGAGGCAAAAGCUGAGAAAGUGUUGAUUAGAAAGCUGAUUGAUCUUGGUUACACAAUGCCAAAACCUAAGGCAAAUCCCUGGGACAUGUCAGAGUGUGAAACUACUGUAUGAUGGAACCAUUCCUCUUUCCCUCUAUAUUUGUCACUUGCAGACCUGUGUAUUGAUAAUGUUUUAACAUAAAAUUGAUGUGUGUGUAUGUUGACACUUGUAGACAAACAAAUCACUUAUUCAUCAUCCACUGUGAAUUUAUUGGGGA